AAAGGGCUUCUUCCUCCUCUCCGCAAUGUGCAUGUGGCGCCUCUAGUCGGGCCCCGCCUCUUUUCCCACUCUCUCUCUUCCUCCGAGCAUUCGGCUCAGUUGGCUGUCGUCUGUUGUGCUUGGUGAACGUCCCCCGUCGCUGCUCGUUGUGGUACCGCCUUUGCUCUCUCUCCUGCCCCGUCGUCCAGGAUAACUUAGUUUUUUUCCCCGACAACUCUCUAUUUCAUCCAAUAAUAUCCACUAUGGCUGACCAGUUGACAGAAGAACAGAUUGCUGAGUUCAAGGAAGCCUUCUCCUUGUUUGACAAAGAUGGUGACGGCACCAUCACCACCAAAGAGUUGGGAACUGUCAUGAGGUCGCUUGGACAGAACCCCACUGAAGCUGAACUCCAGGACAUGAUCAAUGAAGUUGAUGCUGAUGGUAACGGAACAAUCGACUUCCCCGAGUUUCUGACGAUGAUGGCUCGCAAAAUGAAAGAUACCGACAGCGAGGAAGAGAUUCGAGAAGCCUUCCGUGUGUUUGACAAGGACGGCAAUGGUUUCAUUUCAGCUGCUGAGCUCCGGCACGUCAUGACCAAUCUAGGAGAAAAGUUGACCGACGAAGAAGUCGAUGAAAUGAUUCGCGAAGCUGACAUCGACGGAGACGGCCAAGUUAACUAUGAAGAAUUCGUGACCAUGAUGACCUCGAAAUGAAUAAAUCCUGCGGUGUCGUGCCCCUUCCCCAGUGAGCCGUGUGUAGCGUGGACGUGGUUGUGUUUACCGAAACAACAAUCAACAACAAAACGUACCAUACUUUUCAAAGCAACUGUUUGUAAGACUACAACAACACCCGGCUGACGAUACGCAAAACAAGAAAAAGAAAAAAAAAAAAAGAAAAUAAGCCAGUUGUCAUUGAUCUUUCGAGGGCGGCAUCCAUUUUGUGAAGGGAAAAUAACAUCACCAGAUUUCUGUUUCAAAUAGUUUUUUUUUUCCUUUUUUUUUUGCUUUUUUAAAAAUAUUUUGUGUGUAAAAAAAAACUAACGUCAACGUUACUGUCUAAAAACACUUUGGUUCCCAUGCAUAUAAGCUGCGCUCGUCCAGUGUAGUGUUGUGAACUGCCGUGCUGCUCGGGGAUGGAAUACUGGACCAAGUUAAUUUAAAACAGAAUACGAAUCGGCAGAUUAAGAAAAGAAAAAAAAACAUAACAUGGGGAAUUAUUUGUCUUAAAAAAAUAAGUGAUUUUUUCGUCAGCUGUAGAAGAAAUUCGAUACAUUCACCAUCAACCAGAACCCUUCCUCUCGUUUUUACCCUUUCGUUCAUAUAAAAAAAAACUUGUUUGGUUCAACCUUCAUCGUUUGUGUCUAGUUUUGCUCUUUUUCAUCCCUUAAAUUUUCGUUGUUUUUGAACCAUCUGUACACAAAAUCGAGCAACGGCUGAGCUGGGUAGUGGUGUGAGAGAAUGGCAGAAAAAGAAGCCCAUCAUUCUUUGAUAGAAUUAGUAUUCUAGAUGAAUCUGCCGAGUGUGAAAAAAAAAGCAGGAAGAAUUUUUUAUGUUUGGAGUCGGCCAGUUUUCUUCAUUCUAUUUUUGAAUGUUUUUCUUCAUUGUAUUCCUCCUCCCCUCCGAACUUUUAUCCCAUAAAUUAGAAAAAUCCAUCCGUUCGAUGACUGAGACACAUUCAUCUUCGAGCCCUAGAAACAACCAAAUUAUUUUCAAAUUCUUUGUGGUGUGUUAUAUCCGCCCAACCUCUUUCCUCGAUAAAACACAACCAAUUUUGUCCACUUAAAAAAAAUUAAUAGACGUGGACUUCCUCCCUUUCCCGUUUUUUCAAUCUUUGUGCAUUGAUUUUUGGGUCUCGUCUUCUUUCGCGUUUUUCUUUGUGGGUAUAAUUUUUCGUUCCCCCCAUACUGUUGAUGCUUUUGCGUUUUCCCCUUUUUUGAGGCUAUUUUGUGCAAAUCUUUUCCAAUUUCGAAUUCGAUAGGGAUCUGGGAUAGGGGUUUGAUGGUAGCCGAGUCGAUUGGAUAACACAGACACACAGGAAUUAUUUUGAAUAAAUAUUCCUCUUAAUCAUUUGAUUCCCACCCGUUUUACAGCGUUUCACAUCAUUAAUUAGUUUUUUGGUUAAAAAAAUCCCAUGUUUUGUUCGCACAGUGCGGAAUAUUACUUUUGGGUGUGUGAACCGUUGCCCACUGACCCUUCCGUUAUUUUAUUUUCUUUUCACAUGAAAAGAAAUUGUGACUUCCUCUCCUCCCCCUUUUGAUGUGUGGCGAUUACACAAAAUUUUUGUCCUCGAA
This is a messenger RNA of Daphnia pulex (common water flea), 2269 nucleotides long. Its product is annotated as calmodulin. Lineage: Eukaryota; Metazoa; Arthropoda; Branchiopoda; Diplostraca; Daphniidae. Bases 243 to 692 code for a protein of 149 amino acids. Gene Ontology annotation, molecular function: enzyme regulator activity; calcium ion binding. The transcript has 4 exons. The record is from RefSeq and is a predicted model, not a curated record.